UGACUCCGCACUACACACUCGCUCAUCUCUUACUUCCUCCUCCUCUCCACAAUAAGCCAUAGCCAUGUCUUCUCCUAACCCUAAUCUACCCACUCUCAACACCCUCAAACCCGACCCGUUAACACCCUUCAACCGCCUCCACCUCCUGCUCUAUUCCUUCUCCCUCCUCCUCCUCUUCUACCACCACCUCACCUCCUCCUCCCCUCUCCUCCUCAUCCUCUCCGACCUCAUCCUCGCCUUUCAAUGGGCCUUCACCCAGGCCUUCCGCUGGCGUCCCAUCCGUCGCCGAGAAUUCCCCGAUCGAAUUCCCGACGACAAUCUUCCCUCCCUCGACGUAUUCAUAUGCACGGCCGACCCUUGGAAGGAGCCGCCGAUGACCGUCGUUAACACUGCGCUAUCGGUUAUGGCGUAUGAGUAUCCUCCGGAUAAGAUAUCCGUGUACGUUUCGGACGAUGGGGGCUCGGACUUGACGCUGUUUGCUUUCAUGGAGGCUGCUAAGUUUGCCAGGUACUGGCUGCCCUUUUGCACGGAGAACGGGAUUGUUGAAAGAGCUCCGGAGGCUUAUUUUGGAUCCAAUUCUGUGAGUGGUUCUGGCUCUGACGAGGAGAUAAAGAUGAUGUACGAGAAAAUGAAAGAAAACGUUGAGAAUGUGAUGGAGAAGGGUUAUGUUCGUAGUGAUCAUUUGGAAAACAAUGCUGAAGAAUGCGAUGCUUUUAAGAAAUGGAAGAGCUACACCCGUCGCGAUCAUCCUGCAGUUGUCCAGGUGCUAUUAGAAAGUAGCAAGGACUUCGAUAUUAUGGGCCAUUCAAUGCCGAACCUUAUAUAUGUCUCCAGAGAGAAGCGGCCAACAACUACUCAUCACUUCAAGGCUGGUGCUCUGAAUGCUUUGACGAGAGUGUCCAGUAUAAUGUCCAACUCACCAGUCAUCCUAACUCUGGACUGCGACAUGAGCUCGAACGACCCACAAACCCCACGACGAGCCCUCUGCUACAUUUUGGACCCCGAAAUCGCACCCAAACUCGCGUACGUGCAGUUUCCGCAGCGCUUUCGAGGGCUAAAUAAGAAUGAUAUAUACGGCAGUGAGAUCAAGCGCUUGUUCCGGAUAAACCCGCGAGGCCUUGAUGGGCUACGGGGCCCGAAUUAUGUUGGAAGUGGAUGCUUCUUCGUUCGACGCUCUCUCUAUGGGCCACAAUCACCUGGACCCAGCCCAUUUCCUUCCGAUCUGAAGUGGUUUUUGAUGACCGAUGCUAAUCGUGGUUCAAUGCGUUCUGAGUCCGUUCUCAAAAGGGCACACGAAGUUGCUGGUUGUAACUAUGAACUUGACACAAAAUGGGGAGACAAGAUUGGAUUUAGAUAUGGGUCAUUAGUAGAGGACUAUCACACUGGAUAUCGGAUGCAAUGUGAAGGUUGGAUAUCCAUAUUUUGCGAUCCUGAGAGGUAUGCAUUUUUAGGCGAUGCGCCAAAAAAUUUGAAUGAUGCGCUGAGCCAGUGCAAGAGAUGGGCGGUAGGGCUCCUGGAGGUGGCCAUCUCAAAGUAUAGUCCCCUCACAUUCGGUAUAAGAAAUUGCUCUCUACUAAUGGGCAUGGGCUAUGCGCACUAUGCAUUCUGGCCACUUUGGUGUAUUCCCCUAAUAACUUAUGCUCUCCUGCCUCAGCUAGCUCUCAUCUUUGGUGUGCACCUCUUCCCAAAGCUGUCAGAUCCUUGGUUUUACUUGUACGCUUACCUCUUCGUGACCGCAUAUUCCCAAGAUCUCAUAGAAUUUCUCAUGGACAACGGCACAAUCCAAACAUGGUGGAGUGACCAAAGAAUGUGGAUGAUCAAGGGAAUGACAUCCUUUGCUUCCGGAACCAUUCAAUUCAUUAUGAACCAAACGGGGAUCUCUGCUCCCGGUUUUACUCUCACAAACAAAGCGACGGAAGAAGGACAAAAUGAUCGUUAUGAUAACGGGGUUUUCGACUUGGGCGUAUCUUCACCUUACUUUGUAUUGCUUGGGGCAGCGGCUGCGUUGAACUUGAGCUCCUGUAUGUUGGGGGUUUUGAAGGCAACGAGUAGAGAGGACUUUUUCUGUAAAAUGUUCGUGCCGCUGUUCCUGUCGGCGUUUGGAGUGGCGAACUGCUGGCCGAUCCUUGAGGCCAUGUUUUUGAGAAAAGAUGGAGGCAGGAUGCCGAAAAAUAUUACCGUCGCGUCAAUUUUGGUUGCGGGGGUCAUUUGCAUGUUCGGAUAUUUUGCGCUCGUAGGCUGAGGCUGGAUUUAAAUUUCUCUUUUGUGGAGGGUAGUAUCAACCAAUAUAUUAUUAGAAGGUAAAAGUUACCAAUGUUUGAGUUGAUCGGAUCAACGUAUUAAUUAAGUUUAUGCUUCAGAAUGAUUUCAGUACCAAGAAUAAAUGUCUGUUGCCCUAUGUAGUUCAUCUCUUUGGUUUCAUAAAGUUGAGAUAUUACUGAGCGGAAUCCUCUGUUUCUUUGGAAGAUAUGUCGACCUUGGAUCUUGAUUC
Molecule: messenger RNA, 2491 nt
Organism: Asparagus officinalis (garden asparagus)
Lineage: Eukaryota; Viridiplantae; Streptophyta; Magnoliopsida; Asparagales; Asparagaceae
Product: cellulose synthase-like protein G3
Exons: 6
Coding region: 65-2242 (725 amino acids)
Biological process (GO): cellulose biosynthetic process; plant-type primary cell wall biogenesis
Cellular component (GO): plasma membrane; trans-Golgi network
Molecular function (GO): cellulose synthase (UDP-forming) activity; mannan synthase activity
Source: RefSeq, a predicted model, not a curated record